Neodiprion fabricii is the source of this 1457-nucleotide messenger RNA. RefSeq lists its product as uncharacterized. Gene Ontology annotation, cellular component: membrane. NCBI's taxonomy places the organism in Eukaryota, Metazoa, Arthropoda, Insecta, Hymenoptera, Diprionidae. Gene Ontology annotation, molecular function: ligand-gated monoatomic ion channel activity. The transcript is spliced from 7 exons. The coding region runs from base 54 to 1319 and encodes 421 amino acids. The record is from RefSeq and is a predicted model, not a curated record.
ACUUCCCAACGAGUACCCGAAGGAUCUUCUCCACUUGCAUAAGCAUCGCUAUCAUGCACUUUAAGAGUUCUGCUUACUCCACCUACGACAAGGAGGUUGUGAAACUUCUUCUCCACGUAUUGGAAUCAAACUAUGACCUGCGAGUAAAUUCCUCGAUACUGGGACUGGCGAACGGUAACGGAACUGUGGAAGUUACGGGACCCGGUUUAAUCGGCACCGGCGAACACCGAACGUUUCCAAUUUUCAUUCACCAGCCAACAAUUUAUCACAAAAUCAACAUCGUCAAACGGUCGAAGAUAAUCUUCCUGGCGCCAUUUGCAAAUGACGUUUGGUUCGUGCUGGCACUUCUUCUCCUGGGAGUCACCGUCGCCCUGACUUAUGUCCUGGCAAGGGAAGUCCGACUGAGCGAUUCUGAGACGGCUGGAUGUCGGCGGAAGGUUCGAUGGGAGCUGAGCGAAGUUCUCCUCGUUUCGGUCGGUGCACUUUGCCAGCAAGGCACAACGCUGAACCCGCAAGCUCCCUCGUCCAGGACCCUCUUCCUCGCGAUAUUCGUAAUGGCAGCCCUCGUCUACACGGCUUACAACGCGAGUAUCAUCGCCAUCACGGAAUCGUUCGUCAAUUCAGGGACAGUCGUCUCCGCACCUUCGCUUUACGCCAGUGAUUCGCCCUAUUUUGUACUCGACAAGCAAGACACGGAAAAACUGAAACCUCUUUACGGCGCAGCAAGAGUUGAGAUAACGCGAAUCGUUCCAUCUCAAGUACUGCUCAAUGUUCUCGAUGGUUCAGCCGUUUUACUGGCCGACCGAACAUCGACCAGAGACAUUUUCCAUCGACGUUGUCGGUCGAUGAAAAGACUGUGCAAAGUUAAAGAGGCGCCAUUCGCUGCGGGUACUUAUCACAGAGUCCUGAACCUAAGUCACGACAAGUACAAAAGAAUUAUUAAUCGCAGCCUCUUGCGCCUUCGGGAAUUCGGACUACUCGAACGGACCAGAAGGUUUCUCUUCAAGACGUGGCCUUUAUGCGAGUCCCACGGAGCUUGUUGCAGCGAGGCUAUCAGCAUCUACCUGGACGACGUUUAUCCAGCAUUUUACCUACUCGGCGCAGGAGUCGGACUUUCACUUACACUUCUGUCGAUCGAGCUACUAUUCUUCCAAUGUUCUAAGUGGUUCAGGAGAAGACGAAUGGGCUUUCCAAAAUCUCAAUCGAGUCCGGAUGGAUGGUUGCGGUUAAGAGAUGCUAUACUCUGCAUGACCCCUCCAGCAGAAGAAAGUGCUGAAGACAUCAUAGAUCUGCAAAAUCGAGCUCGAACAAUGUGCUGAUUACAAAAAGCAAACAUCGUGUUUGCUUUAUUGUCGGACAAAUAUUGAACAAAAGUAGGUGUAAUACACAAUACUUAUAAGUAAGUGUUUCGAAUAAUCGAUGUAAUCAGGAUAAUAGUACGCUAUAUCUGGAUUUAU